Messenger RNA from Aaosphaeria arxii CBS 175.79, 587 nucleotides. RefSeq lists its product as uncharacterized. The transcript has a single exon. The coding region runs from base 251 to 484 and encodes 77 amino acids. The record is from RefSeq and is a predicted model, not a curated record. Lineage: Eukaryota; Fungi; Ascomycota; Dothideomycetes; Pleosporales.
UUCUCUUCUCUCGAACUCCCAAUAUCAGUUCAAGUUGAAAGUAUGUAAACACAGAGCGUCUUCACUCCGUACAAUAUGUUGACAAAAGCAAGAUGCCAUAAACACCAGGCGGAAGAAAGCAAUUGAAAGACUGGCCAGAGAGUGUUUCAAGCUGCUUGACAAGUAUCGCUCCGAAGUGUACGAGUGUCGGAUCGCUCCCAGCGCAAGUUUUGAAUGCGGAUCCAUACUCUGUGGGGCUCUUAUGAGGGGCAUGGGAACUCUCGGUAUGCUUUCAGGGACAAAGGUCCUCGAGGGCAUGUCUUUGUCAGAAGCAUACAAGAAGGUCAAGACAUUGAAGUCACCUUCAUGGCAGGACUCACCCAGUGCGUACCAUCGUCGGUCAAGAGAACCGCACGCAUGCAAUUUAUCAGAUGGCCUCGCAAUUGCUGCGAAAAAGUUGAGCUCCGAUGUCCAGGGAUUAGAACUUCGCGAGAUGAGGCCUUGACACAAUUACAGGGUACCUUUCGGAAGAGCUUGAAAGACCGGAUAUGAUGAACACGAGAUGUGAGACUUAGACCUAAAUCCAAGAUGAUUAUCAUGAAUUUCUC